AUGUCGCUCAACAACACGCCUCUGCCAUUCAACAAGAAUGGCAAGCUGACAGUGCAGCUCGUGCACUCUGCGAGGCUCAAGAUCCCCACUCGCGUCUAUGAUGCCGUCGAGCAAGAGAUAGCCGAGCAUAAGCAAGCCUGGGUGGAGCAGCAUCUGGUCUACAUUGCGUAUCCUCCUUCCCAAAGCCUCCGGGUCCUCAAGCUCGAGGGCGAAAGCAGGGAGGAUGUAGCCAAAGCCAAGGACACGCUGGAGGCCAUCAUUGGUGGCGAAGUUCUGAUGAGAGACGGCGAGGCCGUAUGGUCGCCCUCCUUCGCUGCCAACGGUCCCGCCUUUGAAAAGAUGAGGCAGCUUGAGCGGGAACUUGGCAUUCUCAUCGUCCGCGACAAACGCAGGUCUCGUAUCCGACUUUUGGGUCCGCGACGGCAACGUCAAGAGGCGCAGCAGGCUCUCACCGAGCUUUCCAAAGCCGACUCAUCAUCAACGCAUGUCAUUGAACUCGAUGCGAAGCAACACUCCCGCGCGGUCAAGGGUGGGUAUCAAGCCAUCGUCGCGGCCAUCGGGAAGGACAAGGUCAGCGUGGACAUCACCACCAGACGUAUUUCUGUGAUGGGAUCUGAACUGGAUCACCGUGCUGCGCGAGAAAUCCUCCGAGGCAAAGAUCUGGAAUCAUGGGCGAAGCAAGAAGGCGGUUCAAUCGCUGAGUGCGCUAUCUGCUGGACGGAAGCCGAAAACCCGGUACAAACGUCCUGCAAACACGUCUACUGUGCCGGCUGCUUCGAGAAUCUCUGCCUUGCUGGCGUCGACCCCGGCCCCAGUAUCCAGUGCCAAGGCGAUGUCGGGAAUUGCAGAAAGGUGGUUCUGAAGAGCGAGCUUCAGGCGCAUCUCCCAUCCGCAGCCCUGGAAGACGUCCUCGAGGCCGCUUUCGCAACCCACCUGGCCCGAAAUCUCAACCAUCUGAAGAACUGUCCCACCCCGGACUGCCCCCAGAUAUACCGCACGGCGAAGCCGUCGGAACACCAAGGCGACGCAAGCGGCACUGGCGAAAGCCCGUUGAUCACAUGUCCUUCAUGCCUCAAGGUCGUAUGCACGGCGUGCAACGCCUCGCACGACGGUCAGACUUGUGCUGAGCACCGCGAUCUCAUUUCCGGCGGCUACGAGGCACUGGAGGCUUCCAAAGACGAAAAUGGCAUAAAGAACUGUCCCGGAUGUGGGAUUAUGAUACAAAAGACGUUCGGCUGCAAUCAUAUGACUUGCCCCAACUGCCAAACCCAUCUUUGCUGGGUGUGCUUGGAGACUUUUUCUGAGGGCCUGCUUGUGUACGCCCACAUGAGGCGGGAGCAUGGCGGGAUCGGCGUCGCAGAGUUCCCGCAUUUGGCUUAA
Molecule: messenger RNA, 1380 nt
Organism: Purpureocillium lilacinum
Lineage: Eukaryota; Fungi; Ascomycota; Sordariomycetes; Hypocreales; Ophiocordycipitaceae
Biological process (GO): proteasome-mediated ubiquitin-dependent protein catabolic process; protein linear polyubiquitination
Cellular component (GO): ubiquitin ligase complex
Molecular function (GO): ubiquitin-protein transferase activity; ubiquitin binding; zinc ion binding
Source: RefSeq, a predicted model, not a curated record